AACCUCACGAGCAUAUUAUAGACUGUGGAGAUAUAGUCUGGAGUCUUGCCUUUGGGUCUUCAGUUCCAGAAAAACAAAGUCGCUGUGUAAAUAUAGAAUGGCAUCGAUUCAGAUUUGGGCAAGAUCAGCUGCUUCUUGCCACAGGAUUAAGCAAUGGUCGUAUCAAAAUAUGGGAUGUGUAUACAGAUUGGAUUCGAACAGAAUCAAAUUCAGUGGUUAGGUUCAGUGUUGACCGUAUGGAGAAAUUUGAUUCAUUUCUCAUCUAAUUUGCUUUGUACCAAAAAUUGUGGGAAGAAGUAGGUUCGUGAACUAAGGAAAACUCCUCCUUAAUUUGGUAGAUCAUACUGAAGUGGUCAGAGAUUUAACUUUUGCUCCAGAUGGGAGCUUGAUCCUAGUAUCAGCUUCAAGAGAUAAAACUCUCAGAGUGUGGGACCUAAAAGAUGAUGGAAACAUGAUGAAAAUACUGAGAGGGCAUCCGAAUUGGGUGUACAACUGUGCAUUCUCUCCUGACUCUUCCAUGCUGUGUUCAGUUGGAGCAAGUAAAGCAGUAUGUGUCAAAGUUCUCACACAUUUCCUUAUGAAUUGAGCAUAAUGAUGUAUGCAUAAUCAUUUUAAAUCUAAGUAAUCUAUUAAGUCUGUGCUCGGUGUCAUGAAUAUCUUAAUUGUUUUAUUUCAUGAUGGGGAGAAUUUGCAUGAGGGAAAUUAAAUAUAGUUACUGCUUGUCAAGUGAGGUUGGGUUGCUCUUAGAGAUAAUAUUUAUAAAAUGGGAGUAUAUCAAGUUAUUGUCUGUAAGAUUUAGGAAAGUUUAUGUGCUAUAGAAGAGUUCUAGUUCCUAUUAAGACAUUCUCUUGCUAAUUAUUUUCUUCUCUGUUGUUCUAUUUUUGUCCAGUUUGCUGCUUUUAAAGUUUUGAAUCCCAGCUGGUCCUGGACAUUUAACUGAAAAAAGUAACUUAGUAAUAAUUUAAAAAAGCACUCAUGUACGUCCUAGAGUGAAUUACAGAUGAAACGUAAAUGUUGUCUGUUUUGUAUAGCAUACAUAUGGACAGCUUAAGUCAAAUGACUCUUAAGAAGGUUAUGCAAUUUAUUGUUGAACUCCAGCACUUGAGUUAGUAAAGGAAUCUUAAUAGCUUCAGGUAUUUAAGAAAAGGUUGAAGUCCAAAUAUGUAGGAUCACAGUACACUUUGAAUUAAGGGGGGUGGUGGAACCUAGUUAAAAUGCAUUUUAUUUAGCAGAGAGGCUUGUUAUAAUGAUGGUUAGAAAUGUUGAAAGUUAAGAAAAAAAUAGCUUAGUUCUUUAAAAAUCAUAAAAACAACAAAGCUAGAUAUUGACAUUGCUAUUUUAGGCUGUGUGUUUUCCAUAUGCUUCUUGCUUUCCCUGUCACAGGUGGUGGCAGCAAUAUUGGUGUGAUUGAGGUUAUGCUGGCACCACUCGCACACAGGCGCACAAUGGUGUUAGCUGGGCAGAAAGAGUGGCAUCUCUGGCUACCGGGCUGGGGGCGACCUUUACCAUAGGAUGAAGUAACCUUGCAUUCGGCUGCAAGGUGUACUGUACGUACACAGGUUUUCCUUUGGAACAUGGAUAAGUAUACCAUGAUACGGAAACUAGAAGGGCAUCACCAUGAUGUUGUAGCUUGUGACUUUUCUCCUGAUGGAGCAUUACUGGCUACUGCAUCUUACGAUACUCGUGUAUAUAUCUGGGAUCCACAUAAUGGAGACAUUCUGAUGGAAUUUGGGCACCUAUUUCCCCCGCCUACUCCAAUAUUUGCUGGAGGAGCAAAUGACCGAUGGGUACGCUCUGUAUCUUUUAGUCAUGAUGGACUGCACAUUGCAAGCCUUGCUGAUGAUAAAAUGGUGAGAUUCUGGAGAAUUGAUGAGGAUUAUCCAGUACAAGUCGCACCUUUGAGCAAUGGCCUUUGCUGUGCCUUUUCUACUGAUGGCAGUGUUCUAGCUGCUGGAACACAUGAUGGAAGUGUUUAUUUUUGGGCCACUCCAAGACAAGUUGCUAGCCUACAACAUUUAUGUCGCAUGUCAAUCCGAAGAGUGAUGCCCACUCAAGAAGUCCAGAAGCUGCCAAUUCCUUCCAAAGUUAUGGAGUUUCUUUUAUAUCGUAUUUAGAAGAUUGCCUUCCCUAGCAGUAGGGACUGGCAGUAUACACUUAAUAUGAACCUCAAGCUUUACUGAUAUCAAGUCUGUUUUUGAAGGUGUAGAACACUUAACUUGAUACAUUCUUUUACUGCAUUUUACCAGUUGAGCUUUUAAGAUAUUAUUUAUAGACUAUAGAAAUAUUUCCCAACAUAUUAAAUGUAAUUUUUUUAGAUUAACUGUGAAAACAUAUACAUACAUGUAUAUAUUUAGAUACAAGCUGCUAUGUGUUGAAUAGAUCCUUCUUUUUUGAUUUUUAGUUCUGAUCUGUAUAUACUGCUUCAGUAGAGCCACAAUGUGUAUCUUUGCUGUAAAUUAAAGGAAAAACUUUUAAAAUUUGGAACUCUGAAUUUGGUGAAAAAUUUGACUUAAGAAAACCUGAAUUGCCUCAUUCAAGGUGAAUUUGGGGCAGGAGCAGACUGACCAGCUAGUGAAACGUAUUUGCAGAGAGAAAGGAUUUUGUUUUCCUCAGAAUGGCAUCUGAGAAGUGGUGUCUGAUUGUGACACUUUUUAAAAAGCCAGAAUAAAGCUAGAGAAGAGUGUCUCUCACCAUUAAGUGUGGCUGCAGUAGCCUGCUACUUUACCCCUGUGAUAUAUAUAAAGUGUUAUAUGUUUUAGUUAGUUUGAAAAACCCACCUACUGUAUUAUUUUGAAAUAUUUUAUUUGGGGCUGGGGAUUUAGCUCAGCGGCAUAAGUGCCUGCGUUGCAAGCAGGCAGUCGUGAGUUCGAUCCCUGGUACCGAUAAAAACAAAAAAGACAAAAAAAAAAAAAGAAA
Cavia porcellus (domestic guinea pig) is the source of this 2916-nucleotide messenger RNA. It is a transcript of the gene Wsb1, whose product is annotated as WD repeat and SOCS box containing 1. NCBI's taxonomy places the organism in Eukaryota, Metazoa, Chordata, Mammalia, Rodentia, Caviidae. Gene Ontology annotation, molecular function: protein binding. Gene Ontology annotation, biological process: protein polyubiquitination; intracellular signal transduction. The record is from RefSeq and is a predicted model, not a curated record. The coding region runs from base 1575 to 2114 and encodes 179 amino acids. The transcript is spliced from 8 exons.